Capsella rubella is the source of this 858-nucleotide messenger RNA. RefSeq names its product putative aquaporin NIP4-1. Gene Ontology annotation, biological process: transmembrane transport. Gene Ontology annotation, cellular component: membrane. NCBI's taxonomy places the organism in Eukaryota, Viridiplantae, Streptophyta, Magnoliopsida, Brassicales, Brassicaceae. Gene Ontology annotation, molecular function: channel activity. The record is from RefSeq and is a predicted model, not a curated record. Bases 1 to 858 code for a protein of 285 amino acids. The transcript has 5 exons.
AUGAGUUCCCAUAGUGAUGAAAUCGAAGAAGAGCAAAUAUCAAGAAUUGAGAAAGGCAAAGGCAGAGAUUGCCAAGGAGGAGGAGGACUCGAGACGGUCAUAUGCACUUCCCCUAGCAUUGUCUGCCUUACCCAAAAGUUGAUAGCAGAGAUGAUUGGGACGUAUUUUAUAGUAUUCUCUGGUUGUGGAGUGGUGGUAGUGAAUGUGUUAUACGGUGGAACAGUAACGUUUCCAGGGGUAUGUGUGACUUGGGGUCUCAUUGUUAUGGUCAUGAUUUACUCUACCGGUCACAUCUCCGGUGCACAUUUUAACCCGGCCGUUACCGUCACUUUCGCCAUUUUCCGGCGGUUCCCUUGGCAUCAGGUACCAUUGUAUAUAGGUGCACAGUUUGCGGGAUCGUUACUAGCAAGUUUGACAUUAAGACUAAUGUUCAUAGUGACACCCGAAGCUUACUUUGGAACCACUCCGACAGAUUCACCGGCACGAGCACUCGUCGCAGAAAUCAUUACUUCAUUCCUCCUCAUGUUCGUUAUCUCUGGUGUUUCCACCGAUAAUCGUGCGGUUGGAGAAUUAGCUGGUAUUGCGGUUGGGAUGACUAUAAUGUUGAACGUCUUUGUGGCCGGGCCUGUAUCGGGAGCAUCAAUGAAUCCAGCGAGAAGUCUAGGACCAGCAUUAGUGAUGGGAGUAUAUAAACACAUAUGGAUUUACAUUGUUGGUCCUGUCUUUGGAGUUAUGGCCGGAGGUUUUGUUUACAACCUUAUCAGGUUCACUGAUAAGCCACUCCGAGAGCUUACUAAGAGUGCUUCUUUUCUCCGUAGUGUGUCUCCAAGCCACAAAGCCUCUAGCUCUAAGAGCUAG